This is a messenger RNA of Sorex fumeus (smoky shrew), 7732 nucleotides long. RefSeq names its product spectrin beta, erythrocytic (gene SPTB). NCBI's taxonomy places the organism in Eukaryota, Metazoa, Chordata, Mammalia, Eulipotyphla, Soricidae. Gene Ontology annotation, molecular function: actin filament binding; structural constituent of cytoskeleton; phospholipid binding. Gene Ontology annotation, cellular component: cell projection; cortical actin cytoskeleton; spectrin. The transcript is spliced from 35 exons. Gene Ontology annotation, biological process: actin cytoskeleton organization. The record is from RefSeq and is a predicted model, not a curated record. Bases 23 to 7015 code for a protein of 2330 amino acids.
UAGCUGCCGAGAGCCUGCUGACAUGACAUCGGCCACGGAGUUUGAAAACGUGGGCAACCAGCCACCGUACAGCCGGAUCAAUGCCCGCUGGGAUGCCCCAGAUGAUGAGCUGGAUAAUGACAACAGCUCUGCCCGGCUCUUUGAGAGGUCCCGGAUCAAGGCCUUGGCAGAUGAGCGGGAAGUUGUGCAGAAGAAGACCUUUACAAAAUGGGUGAACUCCCACCUGGCCCGAGUGUCCUGCCGGAUCAGUGACCUCUACAAGGACCUGCGGGACGGGCGGAUGCUCAUCAAGCUGCUGGAGGUGCUCUCCGGAGAGAUGCUGCCAAAGCCCACAAAGGGGAAGAUGCGCAUCCACUGCCUGGAGAAUGUGGACAAGGCCCUGCAGUUCCUCAAGGAGCAGCGUGUGCACCUGGAGAACAUGGGCUCGCACGACAUCGUCGACGGCAACCACCGGCUUGUCCUCGGCCUCAUCUGGACCAUCAUCCUUCGCUUCCAGAUUCAGGAUAUCGUUGUCCAGACUCAGGAGGGUCGUGAGACGCGCUCGGCCAAGGACGCCUUGCUGUUAUGGUGUCAGAUGAAGACUGCAGGCUAUCCCCAUGUCAACAUCACCAACUUCACCUCGAGCUGGAAGGACGGCCUGGCCUUUAACGCCCUGAUCCACAAGCACCGGCCUGACCUAAUCGACUUCGAUAAAUUGAAGGACUCCAAUGCACGGCACAACCUGGAGCAUGCAUUUGAUGUGGCCGAGCGCCAGCUGGGCAUCAUUCCACUCCUGGACCCUGAAGAUGUCUUCACAGAAAAUCCUGACGAGAAAUCCAUCAUUACUUAUGUGGUAGCAUUCUACCACUACUUCUCCAAGAUGAAGGUGCUAGCGGUGGAGGGCAAGCGUGUUGGCAAGGUGAUUGACCAUGCCAUUGAGACGGAGAAGAUGAUUGAGAAGUACAGCGGGCUGGCCUCUGACCUGCUCACGUGGAUCGAGCAGACCAUCAGCGUCCUGAACAGCCGCAAGUUUGCCAACUCGCUGGCUGGCGUCCAGCAGCAGCUGCAGGCCUUCAGCACCUACCGCACUGUGGAGAAGCCACCCAAGUUUCAGGAGAAGGGGAAUCUGGAAGUUCUACUGUUUACCAUCCAGUCCCGCAUGAGAGCCAACAAUCAGAAAGUGUACACACCCCAUGACGGGAAGCUUGUGUCUGACAUCAACAGGGCCUGGGAAAGCCUGGAGGAAGCAGAAUAUCGGCGAGAGCUGGCCCUGAGGAACGAGCUCAUUCGACAGGAGAAGCUGGAGCAGUUGGCACGGCGCUUUGACAGAAAGGCGGCCAUGAGAGAGACGUGGCUUAAUGAAAACCAGCGCCUUGUGGCCCAGGACAACUUCGGGUAUGACCUGGCGGCCGUGGAAGCUGCCAAGAAGAAGCACGAGGCCAUCGAGACAGACACUGCCGCCUAUGAGGAGCGGGUGAGGGCCCUGGAGGACCUGGCCCAGGAGCUGGAGAAGGAGAAUUACCAUGACCAAAAGCGCAUCACAGCCCGCAAGGACAACAUCCUGCGCCUAUGGAAUUACCUGCAGGAGCUGCUGAGGGCCCGGCGCCAGAGGCUCGAGACGACUCUGGCACUGCAGAAGCUCUUCCAGGACAUGCUGCAUAGCAUUGACUGGAUGGAUGAGAUCAAGGGUCACCUUUUAUCUGCCGAAUUCGGGAAGCACUUGCUAGAGGUCGAGGACUUGCUGCAGAAGCACAAGCUGAUGGAGGCUGACAUCGCCAUCCAAGGGGACAAGGUGAAGGCCAUCACCGCCGCCACUGCACAGUUCACCGAGGGCAAAGGGUACCAGCCUUGUGACCCCCAGGUGAUCCAGGACCGGGUCAGUCACCUAGAGCAGUGCUUUGAGGAGCUGAGCAAUAUGGCAGCAGGGCGCAAGGCCCAGCUGGAGCAGUCCAAGCGGCUCUGGAAGUUCUUCUGGGAGAUGGACGAGGCUGAGAGCUGGAUCAAGGAGAAAGAACAAAUCUACUCCUCUCUGGAUUAUGGCAAGGACCUGACCAGCGUGCUCAUCCUGCAGCGCAAGCACAAGGCCUUUGAGGAUGAGCUCCGGGGGCUGGACACCCACCUGGAGCACAUCUUCCAGGAGGCUGAGGCUAUGGUCUCACGCAAGCAGUUUGGGCACCCUCAGAUCGAAGCCCGAAUCAAGGAGGUGGCCGCCCAGUGGGACCAGCUGAAGGAGCUGGCCGCCUUUCGAAAGAAGAACCUCCAGGAUGCAGAGAACUUUUUCCAGUUCCAGGGUGACGCAGAUGACCUGAAGGCCUGGCUCCAGGAUGCCCACAAGUUGCUGUCCGGGGAAGAUGUUGGGCAGGACGAAGGGGCCACACGGGCCCUGGAGAAGAAGCACAAGGACUUCCUGGAGGAGCUGGAGGAGAGCCGAGGGGUGAUGGAACAUCUAGAACAACAGGCGCAGGGCUUCCCUCAAGAAUUCCGGGAUUCCCCAGAUGUGACCAGCCGGCUGCAGGCCCUCCAGGAGCUCUACCAGCAGGUGGUAGCUCAGGCAGACCUUCGCCGGCAGAGGCUGCAGGAUGCACUGGACCUAUACACGGUGUUCGGGGAGACAGACGCCUGCGAGCUGUGGAUGGGCGAGAAGGAGAAGUGGCUGGAACAGAUGGAAAUCCCGGACACGCUGGAGGACCUGGAGGUGGUGCAGCACAGGUUUGACAUCUUAGACCAGGAGAUGAAGACCCUGAUGGCUCAGAUCGACGGCGUGAACCUGGCUGCCAACAACCUGGUCGAGAGCGGUCACCCACGCAGUGGGGAAGUCAAGCAGUGCCAGGACCACCUGAAUACCAGGUGGCAGGCAUUCCAGACCAUGGUGUCCAAGCAGCGGGAGGCUGUGGACUCGGCCCUCCGGGUACACAACUACUGCGUGGACUGUGAAGAGACCAGCAAGUGGAUCGAGGACAAGACGAAGGUGGUAGAGUCCACAAAGGACCUGGGCCGGGACCUGGCAGGUGUCAUUGCCAUCCAGCGGAAGUUGUCCGGGCUGGAACGAGACGUGGCCGCCAUCCAGGCCCGCGUGGGUGCCCUGGAGCGGGAGUCACAGCGACUAAUGCAGUCCCACCCCGAGCUGAAGGAGGACAUCGGGCGGCGGCAGGCGUACGUGGAGGAGCUGUGGCAGGGCCUGCAGCAAGCCUUGCGUGGCCAGGAGGCCUCGCUGGGCGAAGCCAGCCAGUUGCAGGCCUUCCUGCAGAAUCUAGAUGACUUCCAGGGGUGGCUCUCCAUGGCGCAGAAGGCCGUGGCCUCUGAGGACAUGCCCGAGUCUCUCCCUGAGGCCGAGCAGCUCCUGCAGCAGCAUGCGGCCAUCAAGGAGGAGAUUGACGGGCACCAGGGGAGCUACGAGAAUGUGAAGGCCUCUGGGGAGAAGGUGAUCCAUGGCCAGACCGACCCAGAGUAUCUGCUCUUGGGUCAGCGGCUGGAAGGCCUAGACACUGGCUGGGAUGCCCUGCAGCGAAUGUGGGAGAGCCGCGGCCGCUCCCUCGCCCAAUGCCUCGGCUUCCAGGAGUUCCAGAAAGAUGCCAAGCAGGCAGAAGCCAUCCUCAGCAACCAGGAAUACACUCUGGCUCACUUGGAGCCCCCCGACUCCCUGGAAGCUGCUGAGGCCGGGAUCAGGAAGUUUGAGGACUUCUUAUUGUCCAUGAAGAAUAACCGGGACAAGGUCUUGAGUCCUGUGGACUCUGGAAACAAGCUAGUCGCUGAGGGCAAUCUCUACGCAGACAAGAUCAAGGAGAAGGUGCAGCUGAUUGAGGACAGAUACAUGAAAAACAAUGAGAAGGCCCAGGACGCCUCUGCUCUUCUGAGAGACAACCUGGAGCUCCAGAACUUCCUGCAGAACUGCCAGGAGCUCACACUCUGGAUCAACGACAAGCUGCUCACCUCCCAGGACGUCUCCUAUGAUGAGGCGCGGAACCUUCACAACAAAUGGCUGAAGCACCAGGCCUUUGUGGCCGAGCUGGCUUCCCACCAGGGCUGGCUGGAGAGCAUCGACGCGGAAGGAAAGCAGCUGAUGGACGAAAAGCCCCAGUUUACGGACCUGGUAUCCCAGAGGCUAGAAGCCUUGCACCGACUCUGGGAGGAGCUUCAGGCCACCACGCAGGAGAAAACCAAGCAGCUCUCGGCUGCCCGGAGCUCUGACCUGCGCUCACAGACACAUGCCGACCUCAACAAGUGGAUCACCGCCAUGGAGGAGCAACUGCGCUCAGAUGACCCUGGCAAGGACUUAACCAGUGUGAACCGGAUGUUAGCUAAGCUGAAGCGUGUGGAGGACCAAGUGAAUGUGCGGAAGGAGGAGCUGGGGGAGCUGUUUGCCCAGGUGCCCUCUCUGGGAGAGGAGGCAGGAGAUGAAGACCUGGGCAUUGAGAAGCGGUUCCUGGACCUUCUGGAGCCCCUGGGGAGGAGGAAGAAGCAGCUGGAAUCCUCCAGAGCCAAGCUGCAGAUCAGCCGGGACUUAGAGGACGAGACGCUGUGGGUGGAAGAGAGGCUGCCUCUGGCACAGUCAGCCGACUACGGCACUAACCUGCAAACUGUGCAGCUGUUCAUGAAGAAGAACCAGACACUGCAGAAUGAGAUCCAGGGCCACGCACCGCGGGUGGAGGGCGUGCUACAGAAGGGGCGGCAGCUGGUGGAAGGAGCGGAGAUCGACUGCCAGGACAUCGAGGAGCGUCUGGGCCACCUGCAGAGCUCCUGGGACACACUACGGGAGGCGGCAGCUGGGCGGCUGCAGCGCCUGAGGGAUGCCAGUGAGGCCCAGCAGUACUACCUGGACGCAGGCGAGGCUGAGGCCUGGAUCAGCGAGCAGGAGCUCUACGUCAUCUCCGAUGAGACCCCCAAGGACGAAGAGGGUGCCAUCGUGAUGCUGAAGCGGCACCUUCGGCAGCAGCGCGCGGUGGAGGAGUACGGCAAGAGCAUCAAGCAGCUGGCUGGUCGCGCCCGAAGCCUGCUGGCCGCAGGCCACCCCGAGGGGGAACAGAUCAUCAGGCUUCAGGGGCAGGUGGACAAGCAGUACGCCGGGCUGAAGGACAUGGCAGAGGAGCGCAGGCGGAAGCUGGAGAACAUGUACCACCUGUUCCAGCUGAAGAGGGAGGCUGAUGACCUGGAGCAAUGGAUUGCGGAAAAGGAGCUGGUGGCCUCGUCCCCGGAAAUGGGGCAAGACUUUGACCACGUCACUCUGCUCCGGGACAAGUUCCGGGACUUUGCCCGGGAGACUGGCGCCAUCGGGCAAGAGCGGGUGGACAAUGUGAAUGCCAUCAUCGAGCGGCUCAUUGACGCGGGCCAUGGCGAGGCGGCCACGAUCGCGGAGUGGAAGGACGGUCUGAACGAGAUGUGGGCUGACCUGCUGGAGCUCAUCGACACGCGCAUGCAGCUGCUGGCCGCCUCCUAUGACCUACACCGCUACUUCUACACGGGCGCUGAAAUCCUGGGCCUCAUCGAGGAGAAGUACCUCGAGCUGCCCGAUGACGUGGGGCUGGACGCCAGCACCGCAGAGUCCUUCAACCGGGUGCACACGGCCUUCGAGCGGGAGCUCCACCUGCUGGGUGUGCAGGUGCAGCAGUUCCAGGACGUGGCCACCCGACUGCAGACGGCGUAUGCGGGGGAGAAGGCUGACGCCAUCCACAACAAGGAGCAGGAGGUGUCGGCCGCAUGGCAGGAGCUGCUGGAUGCCUGUGCCGGGCGCCGCAUGCAGCUGGUGGACACGGCUGACAAGUUCCGCUUCUUCAGCAUGGUCCGCGACCUCCUCUCCUGGAUGGAGAGCAUCAUCCGGCAGAUCACGACCCAAGAGAGGCCCAGGGAUGUCUCCUCUGUGGAAUUGCUCAUGAAGUACCACCAGGGCAUCAGAGCCGAGAUCGAAACACGCAAUGACAACUUCAGUGACUGCAAGAAGCUGGGGGAGUCACUACUGCAGCGGCAACACCAGGACUCGGAGGAGAUCAAAAAUAAACUGAAGCAGGUGGAGAACAUGAAAGAAGAUAUGAAUAAAAAGUGGGACGUGCGCUGGAAGGAUCUCUGCAUUCUGCUGGAGGUGUGUCAGUUCUCCCGGGAUGCCUCUGUGGCCGAAGCAUGGCUGAUCGCCCAGGAGCCCUACCUGGCCAGCCAGGACUUUGGGCACACCGUGGACAGUGUGGAGAAGCUCAUCAAGAGGCACAAGGCUUUUGAGAAGUCCUCAGCCAGCUGGGCUGAACGCUUCGCGGCCCUGGAAAAGCCCACAACGCUGGAGCUCAAAGAACUCCAGACCCCCGAGAGGCCUGCCGAGGAGCCAGGGCCUCAAGAGGAGGAAGGCGAGACAGCGGGGGAGGCUCCCCGACCCCACCGUGCAGCCACCGAGAGAACGUCCCCGCAGGGGGAAGAGAGCCAGAGGCCUCGGGACCCGCAGCCACCUCCUCCACAGGGGCCGCCCCUGCACGGGCAGCAGCAGAAGGGCGGCGGGGUUGAGAAGCCGGCCACCGAGUCCGGCUUCAAGGCUCUGGACACGCCUCUGAGCGAGGGCGAUGAGCCAGCCACACUCCCGGCACAGCGGGACCCCGGAUACAGCGUGCAGAUGGAGGGCUACUUGGGCCGCAAACACGACCUCGAAGGGCCCAACAAGAAGGCGUCCAACAGGUCCUGGAACCAACUGUACUGCGUGCUCAGGAACAGCCAGCUGACCUUCUACAAGGAUGCCAAGAACCUGGCGCUGGGGGUGCCCUACCACGGGGAGGAGCCCCUGGCGCUGAGACAUGCUAUCUGUGAGAUCGCUGCCAACUACAAGAAGAAGAAGCACGUUUUCAAGCUGAGGCUGAGCAAUGGCAGCGAGUGGCUCUUCCAUGGAAAGGACGAGGAGGAGAUGCUGUCUUGGCUGCAAUGCGUGAGCAGCGCCAUCAACGAGUCCCAGAGCAUCCGCGUGAAGACACAGAGCCUGCCCCUUCCCUCCAUCACCGGCCCGGACACCACCCUGGGCAAGAAGGACAAGGAGAAGAGAUUCAGCUUCUUCCCCAAAAAGAAGUAGCCUCUGGCGGCACCCCGUGCACUGGGCUGGGCCGGGCGGGGCACGGGGUGCCGCAGGGCGUGGGGAUCAGCAGGAACUCCCGCCGCCCCGGAGGGGCCUAACGCCCCUGCCCCUGACCUCAGCCGUGGCCGAUUCUGCUCGAGCCCGCCUCCCGGGCCGCCCACUGCCUGCCCCUGCCUGCUCCGAGCUGCCGCCCGGCGGGCCCGGGGCCCCCGCUGCGCUGCAAUAGCUGCCUUGGCCCGCCCGGCGGCGCCCAGGAACCCGCCUGUCGCCUGCGCCGCGCUCCAGCUCCCGCAGCCGCGCCCCGCCGCCGCCGAGGGCCAGCUUGGGGCUCCAGGCCGCGGCUCCUGUUCCCUGGGCCUGGCGACAGGAAAGGCUCUCCCAGGCGCACGCGCGCCCUCCUCCCCUCCUGCUGGGCUGAGGGCAUGCCAGCCCCCCACCACCCCCACCCCAGGAAAGCUGGAGAAGGCUGAUGGUCGGGGGGAGUCCUCAAUCGCUGUCCACUCCCUAAGCAGAUCUUGCUUGGGGGUCACCUGGACGCAGUUGCCACCAGGCCAAAGGGAAAGGGGAAAGGAUGUCGGAAAUGCGAGUCCAGCUCUGGCCAGGGGUCUGCUGGGGAUCCUGGGGGCCUGCCAGCCCUCCCCAGUGGGCUUUCUCAGAACCAAGACUCGUCUCAGGGGACAACACUCCCUCCCCCCCCCAAAAGGAGCAGGGGGG